CGCUUCCUACAGUCUGUGCUACAGUCACACUGUGCAUCAAACUCUCGAACACAUAACCCGUUCAUUGCAAAAAAAGUUCGUAUUUAUUUAAUAAAAAAAAAAAAAAGUUUUACCAUGACUCCAGUACCUGUGGUAAAGUUUAAUAAUGGAUACUCUUGCCCGGUACUAGGUCUCGGAACAUGGAAAUCUCAGCCCGGUGAAGUGACGCAAGCUGUUAAAGACGCCAUCGACAUUGGCUACCGACACAUAGACUGCGCUUACAUCUACCUGAACGAGAAAGAAGUAGGCCAAGCACUCGCAGAGAAAAUAGCAGAAGGCAAGGUGAAGAGGAAAGACCUGUUCAUCACCUCGAAGCUGUGGUGCACCCACCACAGACCUGACCUGGUGGAGCAGGCGGCGCGGCAGACCCUGAAAGACCUGCAGCUGGAAUACCUGGACCUGUACCUCAUUCACUGGCCGCAGGGAUACAAGGAGGGAGACGACCUGAACCCUAAAGAUGAAAACGGGAAAGAGAUCCCCAGCGAGACAGACUUCGUGGACACGUGGAAGGCCAUGGAGCAGCUGGUGGCCAAGGGUCUGGUCCGGAGCAUCGGCUUGUCCAACUUUAAUAGACGGCAGAUUGAGAAGGUCCUGGCUGCAGCUAAGAUAAAACCUGCAGUCCUUCAGAUCGAAUCACACCCGUACCUCAAUCAACGCAAGAUGCUGCAGUACUGCCGUAGUAUCGGCGUGACAGUCACAGGGUAUUCCCCGCUGGGAUCCCCCGACCGCCCGUGGGCCAAGCCUGGAGACCCCUCGCUCAUGGACGAGCCCACUAUCAAACGUAUAGCUGAUAGACACGGGAAGAGCAGUGCUCAAGUCCUCAUUAGAUACGCGAUCGACCGCGGCAUGAUCGUGAUCCCGAAGUCUGUGCACAAGACGCGAAUCGCGCAGAACUUCGACGUAUUCGACUUCAAGCUGACGCAAGAUGAUAUGGACCAGAUAGCUGCGCUUGAGUGCAAUGGUAGACUCUGCAGCAUGGGCGAUGUCGAGCAUCCAGAUUUCCCAUUCCAUGAUGAAUAUUAGAAGAAUUAGUCACAAGAUGGGUUGAACAAAUUGUUUGAAUUUUUUAAAUAUUUUUUUUUACUUAGUUACAAGUAUGUUUUGUAAAAGAUUAGCUAACUAGGCAAAAGAAUGUUUAUAAAUAAAUUAUUUCUUUGGC
This is a messenger RNA of Chilo suppressalis (striped riceborer), 1198 nucleotides long. Lineage: Eukaryota; Metazoa; Arthropoda; Insecta; Lepidoptera; Crambidae. The record is from the annotation of a GenBank genome assembly.